AUGGCGAGUUAUAUUGAUGAUAAUGUGUUAAUGGAAAAAGUACACGAGGAAUUCAAAGAUAGAAAUGGAAAGAUGGAAUUAGAAGAUAUCGAUAAAUUAUCUAAUAUAAUAACAGAUAUAAACAGAGAAGAAAGAAUAUUCACUGAUUUACCUGAACCACUAAGUAUUCUGGCGUAUAAUAUACUUUAUAUACAAAUGUAUUAUAGAAUUUUAUGUAAGAGUAUUAUAUAUACUGAUGAUAUUGCUAUAUCAAUAGUUAAUAACUCUAUAAGUCAUACGGAGUUAAUUAUAGAUGUAAUUAAAGAAGCAGCAGAGGGAUUAAACAGUGAAGAUAAAAAGCAAGCAUUCUAUGAUUUAAUGGGGGGUAACCAUAUAAUUAUAGCAGAAGUAUAUAUACUUAGAAGGAAAUUUUUCGAUUAUUCUAUUAAUAGACUGUGUGAACAAGAAAACAUAUCUGAAUUGGAUGAUACAGUAACCCCAGAUAAUGCCAUGGUUAAACUAUGCGAGUUAACCAAAAAUUCCAAAGAGCAUUCUAGACUACAGAGAGUAUUAGAUAUACUAAUGAAACACGGUAAUAAUUUAAUUAUACCAGAUAAUGAUGAAGUAGAACAAUCAAAUGUUAAUAAUUUAGGAAUAAGUUAUGACGAUAUCUAUUCAUUACAACUAUUCAAAAGAGCAGGCAUGGAGUAUUUUCUAAAUUCUAAUGAAUUUUUAAAUAAGUCCAUUUAUGGUUCAAUUUAUAUUAAAACCGAGCAUAAUGAACCUCCAUUCAAAUACUUUAUUACUAAUUUGUAUAAUUCAAUAUUCCGUAUGUCUAUAAAUAGAGAUGUACACAGCACUGAAUCAUAUAAAAAUAAGAGUAUAAAUAAAAUUAAAGAAUAUUUAAGCAAAUUACAAAAAAAGAAGAAAAUCGGCAUUAUUAAUGAACUUAAAGAAUCAAAAAUACUGAAAAAUAUAGAAAGCCAUAAAUACUUCAAUAUCAAAGGGUUUAAGAAUAACGUAAUUAAUAAUUAUUUAAAACCAGUAGAAUAUAAUACUUCAAUUAUUAUUAAUGGUAUAGUUAAACAUAAAUUUAAAAAGACUUUAAAUUGUAUUGUUGUUCCUAUUGUUAUAAUUCUACUGUUGGUUAUUGGCACUGUAUUCUUAUUGUAUUUUGCUACUGUAAAUAAGACUAUAACCCGAAAUAAUUUUAAUAAUUCAUUUUUUAUAUUUGAGUAA
Messenger RNA from Nematocida parisii ERTm1, 1218 nucleotides. RefSeq lists its product as uncharacterized. Bases 1 to 1218 code for a protein of 405 amino acids. Lineage: Eukaryota; Fungi; Microsporidia. The transcript has a single exon. The record is from RefSeq and is a predicted model, not a curated record.